Messenger RNA from Coregonus sp. 'balchen', 32686 nucleotides. Lineage: Eukaryota; Metazoa; Chordata; Actinopteri; Salmoniformes; Salmonidae. The record is from the annotation of a GenBank genome assembly.
AUGUAUUUCCCCCAGCAGCGUAGGGGUCUGGAGGAGAUGACUGGCCCAGUAUGUGGGGUUCGGUCCCCUCACACUCAGAGGGACGAUAUCCAAAACAUAAUUCAGAGGAUCAAGUCUGCUGAGCUGGCCCACCUUCUCCAUGCACACUACCCAGAGAGGGUGAGAGCACACGCACACGCACACGCACACGCACACGCACACGCACACACACACACACACACACACACACACACACACACACACACACACACACACACACACACACACACACACACACACACACACACACACACACACACACACACACACACACACACAUACACACCUGUCACCUGAAUGAUAAAAGUGUAGGAAGCUGUUUUGAGGGUCUGAUGUCUGUUCAAUCACUCAGGAUUCUGUUGGUUGUUGUGCUGUUGAGACCCUGGAGAGGCCAUAUCCCCACAGCCAGCAGCCACAGGCUAGCAUCAAGCAGCAGCUGGUUAAUGUGUAUGUGAGUUUUUAUCCCCUUCUCUCUUCUGUUGUGUUUACGGACAUAUUAAAAGUACGACAUUGGCUGCUAUUUAUUGAAACCCAUUCAGACAAUAAAAAAGAAAGCCUGGUGUUGCUACUUGCCAGAGCAAUUAUAUGGACUACCAUUAUGUCAUCAGCAGUAGUUACUGGCUUUCUGUCUAAGAUGUUAGAGUUAAGUGCAGUUUUAGGAUCCUUGGAUACUUCAAGAUGUAACAAUGUGUGAGUGAGUUGUUUAUAAAGUCCAGGCUGUUCUUCCAGACUGAAGGAACUGGAGCUGCAGAGGGCUCUGUGGGAGGACAGACAGGAGAAGGUGGCGGAACAGCGGAGGCUACAAGAGCAGCAGGAGCAGAAGCAGAAGCCCCAGGCCAAGAGGGCAGCUGUGGUGAACUGGUGGAGAACCCUUAAGGUGGAGGGGAGUAGGACCAAGGCCCAGCCGGAAGACACCCUGACCCAGCCCAGCCAGGCCCUCACUGAGACAGAGUCCAAGCUCCAACAGGCAGAGCACACCAUCACAAAGAUUAGGGAGCAGGUAUGCCACCUUGAGGCGGCUCUGAGAACUGCCCAGGAGGAUGUUGCUGAGCACAAAAACAUUCAGGACAGGGUGGGAGUUCUUCACAAAGACAAGGAGACCAACACGGUGAGAGAGGGACCUGGCUGGGCUGGGGAGGAGGCAUCAAAGGAGCGUAAGGACGUGGCUGUGGCUACAGACCCUGUGGAGGACCCAGGUAGAUCAGAGAAGGUAGCAGCCCAGCUUUUGACCUCGGAAGGUCUGCUGGUGACCCUCAGGAGGAUGGAGGCCAUGGUCAGCAGUGCCCUGGAGGCAGCUGAGCUGGUCAGGGAGAGUCAGCGAAGGGUCAGCCAGGUCAAGGAGAGAAUGGAGAGCAUCACUCAGAAGAUGGAGGAAGCUCUGACCAGAGCAGUGGACACAGAGGGUCAGCUCAGUGCCCUGGAGGCCAGGGUCACAGCCAAACCUCAGGUCAGUUUGUAUAGUCUUUUCUGUGUAUUACAGGAAUAGUGAGCUCAAAUAAGCCCUAAUAAUACAAGUUUAGAAUCAGAAUUAUUCUAGUAUCUGCAUUUUGAAUAUGCAGCCCCACAUUUACGCUCACAUGUCUGCUUUUGCAAUGAUUACCAAUGAUCUAUUAUACUAGGCUGUGUUUGUUUUCCUCCGGUAAAACCCUUAAAAGUUAUUUACAGCCGUUUAAUUUGCAUUUCCUCUCUCUCUUCUGUUCCGAAGUUGCCAGGUCCUAUAGGGCAAACAGCCCAGCCUGAUGUUGAAGCUGUAGGCAGAGACAGACCCAGGAACCCCUCUCCACCAGAGCCUGUGAGCGACAGCUACAGCAAGUCUCGAUGGCCCCUUAUAAGCGGUAUGAUGAGACUACUACUACUGAAAUACAGGGCAAACACAGCAUUUGUAUGUCACUGACUGUAGCAGUAUUAAUUAGCCUAUUCUACUGUAAGAGGAGAAACACAGAGAGAAACAAAUUAGUUAGCCACUUUCCUUUUUAUUAAUAGUCCCUGGGGAUGCUACUGAAAUAGACCCAGCAGACUGUAAGGUAUACAAAGCAGCUGGCGCAGAGAGGCUGAAGGCCCCUUGGUGAGUGUCAGUCAUCAUGAAGGGUUUACUGUGACCACCAUGGGCCUUUGCCCUUCUUUUCUGUGUCUCAGAAGCCCUUUUAUCUGGGGAGGAAUAGAGGAAGCCCCUCAGUAGAAACACUAGGCUGUAAACAGUGAACAUUUGGUGUGGUUUGCUCUCACAGCUAGAGGGAAGACCAGCUCUGUUUGGUUCACACGAAAGGGAGCCAUGCUCAUGUGCCCUCCAUGAUGGGAGUCCAUCUAUGCAAAGUCACAGCCGUAUUGUUUAUUUGUUCCCUAGCCUUCUUCACGGUCAAGUUGAUGAGUUUGGAAAAUCUUGAGAAUGCUGGAGAUCAGUGGUGGUUGUUUGGUAUAAACAGGCCUACUGGUCAGUGUUUGUAGUGUGUUGGUGAUCAGAUCAGGACAGUAGGUUUACAGUACAGUGUAGUUUAUCACCUGACCCUUGCACCUGUUCUGCCAGGGUUUUGUGGUGAUGAGUAGUCUUCUAUUUGCUUAACAAAUGAAGCAGCUGCCAUGAGAACAGCAAUAUGCCAGAAGCAUCCUCUGAUGCUCAAAUAACAUCAUUACACUGACCUUAUGCAUUCUCACCUGGCAGACAUUCUCACACAACCAUAGAAUAUGGCACAUACUGCAUGUAGGUAGUACAGGCACUGCAGGUGGGAUAUGUGAUAUGUGGACUACUGAAAGCCAGCACCAGGAUAAUGUAAUACCUCUAGAUGUGGGCUGUGUGUAAUCUAACCCAAUUGAUAUGGCUCCUGGCUGUUUUCACUUUAGAAGUAACUCCCCAUAAAAGGAGCUCUGGAUGCCAGCAUCAGCUCUUGCUUGACAUUAAAAAUCAAAUGGAAUCCAUCCAGUAAGACAGGAUGAACCUCCAGCCCUCUCUGCAUGGAAAUGAAGAUAUUUGGAAUAUACCUUGCAAAUGUAGGCCUGUUAAGGUGUUAGUAAAAGGCCAGUAUUCCAACACGCUGACUGUAACAUCUCCUGGAAUAAGCUUGUAGGAUAGUAGCCUUCGUCUGUUUACCUUGUUAUCUACAUUCUACUAAGUCAUUCUACUCCUAUUUACCCAUAAAACCCUAAAAGCAAUUUUAUAUCCCCUGCACAUCGUUUUUCAUACCAACCAGGAGAGUUUAAUAUGGGCUAGUGUUUAUUAGAAUAUAUUAACCUGAAUUCAAGUAUGUUUUGUUCAUACUGAACAUUUUGUGCCAAAACAUUUGUAUUUAGUAGUACGGUAAACUAAAGCAAUAUUGUACAUACAGUACUGUAGGCCCUAUCAUUAUGUACAACAUCACUUGUACAGGUGCUUAUGGUUUUACAUGAGUAAUACCUAUAGGACUAGAGCAAAGACUUGUAGAGCAGGUGUAUGUCACUAUCAAGAGACUGGCUCAAUUCACAUACACAUGUAACAAGAUAUGUAUAUUUGUUUACUGAAAUCAGCAGUGGCAGGGGCGAAUGUGACAUUUCUACUAUAGUCAGAAAGCAAAAGGGCUCUUAUGACCAUUUAUGCUUUUCUGAGGCUGAGAGCUCUUGGUGGCGACAUUGUAAAAUAAAUACUACACAAGAAUGAAGUGCUUCCGAGAUGUUUUGCCAACGCGAGGUGCAAACUGAUGUUUUCCUGUCUGUCCACUGUUGGAGUUAAAUAGCUGAGAUGUGGUUUAUUUUCAUCACAACCUGCCUCUGACCCCAGAAUGAAUGAAUUAUAGAUCCUUGUGAUCAUUGUAUUUCCCUCUGUAAUUAGAUCUAAAAACCAUGAGCACUUUUUCAGUGAUAAGGAUGCUUCAAGUAGCAUGUAGCAUUGGUGUCAUUUUGAUUUUUGUUUGUUCGCAAUGACGUAACGACAGUGUCUUUCAGGAGAGGUUCAAAAGGAUAUGACACAAUAGACCUAUCAUGGACCAAGUGCUUUCAACCAGAGGAUCAAGCGUCCCAUGGAAUUGGUUGCCAGGUUAUUGUUGCCCCUAGAAAUGGAGGUAGGGGGUGAGGUAGAGGACUUCCUGAAAUACUGUCCGGUCCACCAAUUAGACAGACAGCUCACUCGGUGCGUCAUCCUCAGAGGAAUACUCCCCAAUUUAGUGCAUUUUAAUGCCAUUCAUUUACAUGACAUACAGUACAGUACCAGUAACAUGCAAAUUGAGCCCCUCCUUUCUCUGGUUUGGUUCAAACAGGGGCCAUUUAUUCACAAACUGGAGGAGGCAGCAACAGUGGCAGCAAGGUAAGAUUAUUUUUAAUUUUUUCGGUACUUUAGGUGUUGUAUAGGCUAACAUAACAAAUAAUAAAUAUUGUUUGCAAGUUCAUAUUUUACUACACGUCUUCUCCCUUUUCCUACAAUUCUGAUCUAUUUAAUUUAUUUCCUGAUGUAGUGACAGUUCACUGUCUGAAUCAUUAUUAUGUUUGUCUUAUAACCCAGAUGACUAAGCUCUUUGUUCUCUGUAUAUGUUCAGUAGCAUGAUCCCACAUGUGCUGACAGCCUGUGCAUCUGAAUGGAGCUUCGCGUUUUGAUCUAAUUGAGUUAAAUAUGAGAGGAAUAUCUAGAAUGUUUUCUACAGCCAUUUCUCCCUUUCUCUCUAAUCCUUUCUGGGCUUCAAACACCCAAACCUGAGAUAAACAAUUAUCCAUGUCAGCCCAUAUUAGAGCAAACUGUACUGCUGCUCCCAGAACAGUGAGAUACAGGCUAGCUGUGUCAUUAUUGGAUCAUUUAAUAAUCACACACUGACAGGAGGCCUUUUCUCUUUUUGUUGUGAUCUGAUUUAAAAUGUAAACAGGUUCCAUAAUGUGUCCGCUGUUACUGGUUCUACCUUCCACUUACUUAAUGUGAUAUGUAGUAUCCCCUGUUUCUCAUGCUCUCUAAUGGUCUUAUGGUCUAUUACUGUAAAAAAGCUUAUAAACUCAGAUCAUCCAUAACAUUUGAGAAGCUUAUCAGGAGAGCUUUUUUAGUCUGUGUGCCUCUGUAUGUAGAGAACAGAGGAUGCAUAUGUGUGCAUGAGCAUGCAUGCAUGUGCGUGUAUGUCUGUGUGUUUAUUUUAGGCGCUCAGUAGGAGCUACCCAUCCACCCUUCAUUUCUUGAGGUUAUGUGACUGCUUGGAAGACUGUUUACACCCUAAACUGUGUCCUAGACUCUGAUCUGGUGGGGGAUUGAGGAAUUAUAGUUUGAGUUAUAGGGUGUUUUGAUCAAACACACACAUCCAAACUCUACCCCUCCCUGGUCAGACCUCUGCCCCCACAGAAUGACCACAGAGAGGAGAAAAAAAAAGCAAGUUGACGCUCCCAGGCAGAGUACGUGCUCAGAGUACGAGCUCAGAGUUGGAGCUCAGAGUUGGAGCUCAGAGUUGGAGUGUAAUUCAGGAGAUGUGAUCAGUCAGGGCUGAGUGGAGCGGAGCGGCAGCCUUAGAGAAGAGCUGUACACAUACACAGCAGCAGCCCAGAGAGGCACACAGAUCCUUCUCCUUAAAUGGUCAAAGCUCCCAGGAGUGAAAGAGAGGCUGGUGCUGGGGAAAAAAAGACGGGGAAAGGAAAGGAAAAGAGACAGCCAGGGAUAGCUGGGUUUUCUGGGAAAAAAUCUGGGAAUGACAGUUUGACUGAGGGAAGGUUCUGUCGGGUGUUUUAUGUGGAGUUUAUGUGGAGCUAAGCAGUGAAGGUGGUAUCUCUCACAGGAGAUUACAGGUACAGCUAUGAUCUAUUCUCUGCUCUGUGGACAGGUAGAGAUGAUGUAUUGUACGCACGUUUUAUUUGUUUAAAGAUUAGAGGGUCUGCAGCUGCAUGACAUGCACUUUAUCGUUAGUAUCUUUGGCUAUGUACAUUUGCACUGUUCAUCAUCAUUUUGGGGUUAUUAUGAUUUUGUUGGAAUAUGCAUACUUUUGGUGAGGGUCUAUAGGCUGUCACUUAUUGGGAAGAUGGCAAUGGUUUGCUAAGGGGGAAUAAUAAUUACAAGAGUUGGUUGGAAGUUGCACAUACUGUGAUUCUAUGCAUGACCAGCAGAUGCUAAUGACUUAUUUGUUUUAUUGCUAUACUGUAUAUAGCCAUGAUAGCCUAAAUGGCAUUGGUAUUUUGAACAAGCUCACUUGCCUUCCCCUCUAUCUUUCGCCAUCCAUCUCUCAUCUUUCUCACACUCUCUCCAUAUCCUGUUAUCUGGGAUGGUGGCUGUGUAACCACCACUUCCUCUGCCGGUCCUGUACUCCCUGUGCUUCACACAACCAAAUUUUAAACAAAUCUGGCAACAGGCAGAGGGCUUACGUAACAGGGGAGAGGGGGGGUCGGGGCGAACGCUCUGCUCAGCUCACUUUAUCAUGAGGGAGCAGCGAGGCCAGGCCACUGCCUUGCCGUGAGGUAACUCUGUGGCCCUCAGGGACCUGCCUGCUAAAGGGGACCGGCUGGAGGUUCCCGAAAAUAGCUCUGGUCAGGGGAGAGAGAGGCUGAGAGGCCCUGUGUGUCCAGUGGACAGAGCCUUGCAGGCGUGGAUGUACUCCUGGGCCUGGCAGGAAAUAAUCAGAGUGAUUCAAUUACACUGCCAUAUUCAUCUCAUUGUCUCUCUGUUUAGACUCCUGCAGCUCAGCUUGGCCCCCUCGACUCUGUUUGCUUAGAAAUGUACUCUCACUGUGGACUCCCAGAAACUGUCUCACCCACUAAUCUAGUUGUUUCAACUAAUUUUUAUUAAGUAACUGGUCCACAGUGUUUUUUGUUUACUCAACUUUUUGUCCAAGUGUUACCUGAACUAAAAAAAAUGUUGGCCCAAACUUAGCGACAACUUGACAAAAAUUCUAUCAAAUGAUGUGUUUGCUCAACUUUCUCAAAUGUUCAUUUUACUAGAAAUUAUUAUUUUGGCACCUUACCUAAAAAAUGACUGUGGAACUAGUUACAAACACACACAGUGCUUUUAACAUACAAUGUUUUCAACUUACGUAUUUGACACACGUUGACGUACAUGAUUACAUUGUGCAUGUUCAUUUAUACACUAAUUAUUAUUCAACAUGCCCUCACCUGGAAUUUGAACUCACAACCUCUUGGUUCAAGGCAUUCUGAUCUUCCUGCUACGCCACCCAAAUAAUAAUUUCUAGUUGAAUUAACACGAGACAAUUUAAGCAAACAUUGUUUUAAUUUGACUGAAUUUUUGCCUACGUUUUCUCAUGUUGGAGCUAAGUUUGGGCCAACAAAAAAUGUUAAGUUCAGGUAACACUUUGACCGAAAAAAAAGCUGUGGAACCAGUUAGUUAAUAAUAUUAUUUAUUAUUAUUUUUUACAGUGUGUCAAAACCCUUGCAAUGUUGCACUCUCACAGUACAGCAGUCUUCCUGGACUGCUUUUAUUUGUCACUGGGUGGCUGUUCUUUAGAUCAUUGUUUUAUCCAUAUCUUAACUUUGUUUGAAAGUGUUCUCUCCACUUCAUCUCCUUCAUCAUGUACAGGUAUAGAAGUGUGUAGGAGUAAAUACGCAGGCUUGAUGAGGAGGAGACCUCCGGUACUGAACCUGAUCUCACUACACCCUCACACUAAUGGAAAUAGUCAAACACGGCAGCAUUCUCUGAUGUUUGAUAAUGCACUAGAGAUUUAUAACAGCUUGUUAUUAACUUUUAUGACAAAUCAUUUAUCUGUUUAUUGUAGUAUGUUAGACAGGAGAUACGGGUGCAUUUUGUGUUGUAUAUGAAUGGUUCAUCACAGCUCCAGUUGUAGGAAGUUGGCCUAUCUGGACAUUGUAUUUUGUGAAGGCCAUAACAGGACAGUGAUUUAAUUUGGUCAGUGUUGGGUCUUGUUUUUCUGAUCAGAGACUGGCACACGGUUCUCCUGGCUCAUUUGCUCAAUGUGAUUAUGGAAAAUAAAAGUCCUUACAAAGGGGUCAAGCAACUCCAGUUAUAUUAUAAGUAUUUUAAACUGAAAAUAAAUAGUUUUUCAAAGUUUUGUAUUAGCUCACAUUUGCUGUUCCUGGGUGUUUUUUUAAAACUCUAUAAAAACGAGUAGAGAAUAAGAACAUAAGUACUUUCAUCUUCCUGAGGCCUGGUCUAAAUAUCCUUCUUGUUCCUAGGAGACCGCUAAACAGUCUACUUCCUCCCUUGUGAGGGAUGGCUCUAUUAGCCUCACGUUCCCAGCAUCCUCUAGCCAUGUUAGCCAUGUUUGUCAUGACAUUUAUCAGCAUACACUGUUCCUGUACUGUGUCUGAACUCAGGACUCAGGAAGCCAUUCCUCAAUGAAAUGUGCACUCUGGAUUACUUAUGAGCAAAGAUAAGAGGGUGAUGGUUUUGAAUGUUCUACAGCUUUUAAUGUAUUCCCUUCUGCUUAGUGAAUACUGAACACAGAACACUCAAUCCCUCAUUGUCGUGAUGUCAGAAAAAUCCAUUGAUGCAGUCUCUCUUUUUAUUUUUGAUUUUUUAUGUCAAAAUAGGCUAGAUCUGAUACGGCUAACAGCCCCAUAAAACAUUAAAUAUAGAUGUUGUUUUCUGUCUGUCAGAGCUGUGACGAUUCAGAGGCACCCUGCAAUGAUGACAACAAACCAAGCCAAGUCCAAUGUCCUGACUUUGUCCCAGACCAAAAGCACAACAGUACCAGCAGUGAUGGUCCUGCACCUGCAUUUUUAGGUAAUAGAUCCACUGCCAUCUUCAAAUAAAAAUCAAAUGUAUUUGUCACAUACACAGUUUACAGCAGGUAUAAAAGGUGCAGCGAAAUGCUCAUGUGCACCUCACAUCUCUUCCACUUCCUUUUGGCAGGUAAACAGUGCUAACAUUCAUCUGCCUGUCAUUUUUGCUCUUAUCUCCUGUCUAUCUGCUUGUUUAAUGUGUUUUGUUUUCACACGUCUGCUACUUUGCCUACAACAUGUUGUUAGUGUGACUGGGACCUCCCUGUCUGACCGUGUUGGUUCCUCCCUCUCGUAGGUUCCAUCCCAGUGUCAGAGACACAAACGCCCCCAGUGUCCCCAUCCCAAGUCUUCCUCCAGUACGAGUGUGCACCUCCUCUUACCGUCCCACCGGAAACACCCCCUCAGUCUGCCUGUGACAGUCAUGCUGCUGCUCACACUGAGGAGAAUGUAGCAGGGUUAGUGUUUAUAUUCUCUCUUUUACAGGAAGAGGAUAUUGCAUGUGUUUAGAUUAACAUCCCCCCACACUGAAGAGCUAGGCUAAAGUGAGACUGUGCAGGGAUGUCGGUGUUUACAUGGUCACACACCAGCGCCCCAAUAAUAUACAGUGGCACUCAGUAUGUACCUAGGAGGAAGCGGGAACUGUCAGAGGAUUGCAUAAAGUGUGUUAGGAAAGGCCCACCUCUCAGGGUUUAACAUGAGGAGGUGGUGGUAUUUCACAGAGCAGGAAGCUGUGGAAGUUAUCUCAAAUAUUCAAGCUGAUAUACGGGUUAUAAUUGUUUGAUAUGAUUUUGGAGAGAUUUCCCUGUUGAUUAUGGAUUAAGAACAGUGUGUUGAUGUGUUUGAUCAGUCUCAGAACGGAGGAUCCUUGUUGCCGUGACUACUGUCAGUCAGAGACCCGCGACUGUGGGAGUGGCCAGGCCUUGCCACCUGGAGACUGUGGGAGGAGUCAGCCAUCAGACUCAGGAUACAGUGCUGGUAGUAAAGCCUCUGAACCAGAAGAUAGUGGGAGGAGCAACAAAUUAGAACCAACAGAUAUUGGGUGUGAUCUAGAGCACUGUGGGAGUUUCCAUUCUCGAGAUCUACCGACUGUUUUAAUUACAUGCUUAGAUAAGGUAAGUUUAGACUGAAAACGUUUUAAUGAUUACUUUAAUGAGGAUAGCCUCUUUUAUUAUUUAAUGCUCGGGUGAUUCCCAAAUCACUGUAGUUCAAAAAUAAAUGGGCAGAGACAGAAACAUAUAAGCAAGUUACUUUAUCCAUUUAAGGUGUACACAUCCUUCCAAAGCCAUGGUUUCCUACACAAACACCCCCUCCUAUACCCAGGAACAGAGUGAGUGGUGCUUGAGGGCUGCCUGUGGGGGGCACGGGUUGGCUGAUGGAUAGAGAGGCAGGGCAGGAUGAGGGGGGACGGGCUGGGCGGGGUUGGAAUGGAGGCAAGGAGCCCUGGAGUGAGCCCUGGCAAAGACCAUUAGGCUCAGAGAGGGAGACUCCAGUAAGAAUGUGACCUCUGUCAACCCCGACAGUGCUCUGACUGAUGGCAUGUCUGAUUUGGAUGUUUCUGGCUCUGCUGUAUGACAUUUUCCCAGUGUGUUAUUUCCAUAGGCAUAUCGAAAUGGAUAGGAUAAAUGUAACUGUGUUUGUUUCCCCUUUACAAUCAGAUUGUGAUUGUGUGGUUAGAUAUGCUCCUUUUCAUGUAAAUAUGGUAGUUCAAGCUAACCUUGCUCUAUGACGAUUUAAUUGCGACCCUGCUAACCUUUCAUCCUCCAUUGUGUUACCUCGCUGCCCUCCCAGUUUGAUUUGCCUGUCAUAGAUGUUUAGAUUCGUUGCAAGGCAAGGGUAUCUUGUUUUUCUUUGUUCAUUCUCAGAAUGAAAUAAGUCUAAUUUUAAUAGCUGGAAGAAUGCGUUCCUCUGGGAUUCCCGUUCUCCCAGAUUAACUUGGCUCAUCCGCCCCCGCCUCUGGGGAGAGAAAGGUCACAUUUGUUUAUGCACAGUUCUGGAGGCUGCGGGACUUGCUAGUCAGGUCUAACACUAGAGAGAAGCAGCUGACAUAUCUGUGUGGUGCUUUUGUCUGAAACAUUAUUAUAGUAAUAUGCCGCUAGAGAGUUGUGCUGGAUCUGGAAUAUUGCAAUGAUAAUUCAUUGCAUCAUAACCAAGUUAUUUGAGAGAAGGGCAAUUCCAUUGUAACAGAGUGAUACAAUUCCAUUGUAACGGGCUGAUGGAAACAUGAAAUGCCUGUACAAUUUUAUAAAUGCCGACAAACAAUUUGUUCGUUCAACAUGGUGGGAUCUUUUUGUGUCGGUAAAAUGUAUUAUUUGAGAAAUGGCGGUGGAAAUGCCUUUAUGUGGAAACAUUGAUAUAAUAACUAUCAUAUUGAAGUAAAUUUGGAGUCACGCGAUGAUAUGUUGUGUGGUCCUCCCACUAUGACUCGGGAAAGCAUGCAGUUUAUUAAGCUACAGAUGAAAUACAUUAUGAUGAACUUCACAGGGUGAUUAAUGUGCAAGGUGAUGCAAGGUGAUGAGCUUGCUCCUUUCCAAUAAAUAUUGAGGGUCUUAUUCUGGUGACAUGAUGAUCAAUGGUUGGCUGCCGUUUGACAAAUACAAAUAAUAUCGCUCUUAUCCAUAGUAAUCUCAUAAUGUACAGUGCAUUCAGAAUGUAUUCAGACCCCUUCCCUUUUUCCACAUUUUGUUACGUUACAGCAUUACUCUACAAUGUAUUAAAUUACUUUUUUUCGUCAUCAAUCUACACACAAUACCCCAUAAUGACAAAGCGAAAACAGGUUUUUAGACAUUCUUGCAAAUGUAUUACAAAUAAUAAACAGAUAUAUGUAUUUACAUAAGUAUUCACACCCUUUGCUAUGAGACUCGAAAUUGAUCUCAGGUGCAUCCUGUUUCCAAUGAUCAUCCUUGAGAUGUUUCUACAACUUGAUUGGAGUCCACGUGUGGUAAAUUAAAUUGAUUGGACAUGAUUUGGAAAGGCACACACCUGUCUAUAUAAGGUCCCACAGUUGACAGUGCAUGUCAGAGCAAAAACCAAGCCAUGAGGUCGAAGGAAUUGUCCGUAGAGCUCCGAGACAGGAUUGUGUCAAGGCACAGAUCUGGGGAAGGGUACCAAAACAUUUCUGUAGCAUUGAAGGUCCCCAAGAACACAGUGGCCUCCAUCAUUCUUAAGUGGAAGAAGUUUGGAACCACCAAAACUCUUCCUAGAGCUGACCGCCCGGCCAAACUCAGCAAUCGGGGGAGGUGGGCCUUGGUCAGGGACAUGACCAAGAACCCGAUGGUCACUCUGACAGAGCUCCAGAGUUCCUCUAUGGAGAUGGGAGAACCUUCCAGAUGGACAACCAUCUCUGCAGCACUCCAACAAUCAGGCCUUUAUGGUAGAUUGGCCAUACGGAAGCCGCUCCUCAGUAAAAGGCACAUGACAGCCUGCUUGGAGUUUGCCAAAAGGCACCUAAAGGAAUCUCAGACCAUGAGAAACAAGAUUCUCUGGUCUGAUGAAACCAAGAUUGAACUCUUUGGCCUGAAUGCCAAGCGUCAUGUCUGGAGGAAACCUGACACCAUCCCUAUGGUGAAGCAUGGUGGUGGCAGCAUCAUGCUGUGGGGUUGUUUUUCAGUGGCAGGGACUGGGAGACCAGUCAGGAUCGAGGGAAAGAUGAAUGGAGCAAAGUACAGAGAGGUCCUUGAUGAAAACCUGCUCCAGAGCACUAAGGACCUCAGACUGGGGUGAAGGUUCACCUUCCAACAGGACAACGACCCUAAGCACACAGCCAAGACAACACAGGAGUGCCUUCAGGACAAGUCUUUGAAUGUUCUUGAGUGGCCGAACCAGAGCCCGGACUUGAACCCGAUCUAACAUCUCUGGAGAGACCUGAAAAUAGCUGUGCAGCGACGCUCCCCAUCCAACCUGACAGAGCUUGAGAGGAUCUGCAGAGAAGAAUGAGAGAAACUGCCCAAAUAUUGGUGUGCCAAGCUUGUAGUGUCAUACCCAAGAAGAUUCCAGGCUUUGCUUCAACAAAGUACUGAGUAAAGGGUCUGAAUACAUACGUAAAUGUGAUAUUUCAGUUUUUUAUUUUUAAUACAUUUGCAAAAAUGUCUAAAAACCAGUUUUUGCUUUUUCAUUAUGGGGUAUUGUGUGUAGAUUGAUGAGGGGGAAAAACUAUUUAAUCCAUUUUAGAAUAAGGCUGUAACGUAACAAAAUGUGGAAAAAGUCAAGGGGUCUGAAAACUUUCCAAAUGCACUGUAGGUAGACUACCCGCACUGUAUCUGCGAGCUGUUGGUUAAACCGUAUGUGCCAAGACAAGAGUGGGCACAUUUGCUAUAUAACGCAACAGUGUUUGUGACAAAACCAUCAGUAGAGUUGAAAAUGCGAUGGAAACCCAUUUAACCUGUAUUUUUCAUUCAGUAGAUGGGAAUUUAAUGGAAAAAGUCAUUUAUUUGCACUACAUCAUCGCGCACAGACUUUUACCCGCAAAAGGUCAGUUUGAUGGAAAUACAUCUCUGGUGGAAAAUGGGUAUAUUGUUUUAUUCCGAUUUUUGAAUAUUCGCAUAAAAAUCUGUCGUAAAUUGGAUGGAAACCCAGCUACUGUGAUUGUUUACAAUCAAAAUAGUCAAAAAGAAACAAAAAUAGCUUCUUAUCAAGAGCAAUUUCUCAAGCAAUAAUUUUGCUAGGACUGUCUGGGAGUGGUCUGAGUUGGGAGGGGAAAAACUGAAAACUAGCUGUUAUUGGCAGAUAGGUUUGGAACUCUCUUUCUUAUUGGUCUAUUAUUAACUAAUUUACAGCCUAUUGACGUCACCAGGCAGGCCAAAACUCCAUCCCACCAAAACAGGGCUGAAAGUUCAGACAGUCUUUUCAAACAGCUCUUACACUAAAAGAGCAUUAUCAUAAUUUUCACAGUAUUAUUCCAACUUCAUAGUUUGGAAAUAUAUAUCAAUACACAGAAGUCUAUACACAGAAGCCUACUUUUAACAAUUGCCACUGAAAAUGUUACUAAAACACAUUUACUAGAGGAAUAGUGCAGAUGCAAAGUUUGGUAACUGAAUGAUCUCCCUCAGUUUUUGAUUUGACCACAUUUUCCAAAAACUCAAAACUGAUUCAAAGAUGUCUGCAGAAAGAAUGGGGUGUUAGCUAUGAUAUGGCACCUUGAGUUUGAAAAAAUCUACACUGAACAAAAAUAGAAACUCAACAUGCAACAAUUUCAAAGAUUUUACUGAAUUAGAGUUCAUAAAAGGAAAUCAGUCAAUUGAAAUAAAUUCAUUAGGCUCUAAUCCAAUGUUUCCCAACCCUGGUCCUCCAGUACCCCCAACAGUACACAUCUUUAUUGUAACCCUGAACUAGCACACCUGAUUCAACUUUUCAACUAAUCAUCAAGCCCUCAAUGAGUUGAAUAAGGUGUGUUUGUCAAGGGCUACAACGAAACUUUGUACUGGAGGACCAGGGUUGGGAAACACUGCUCUAAUCUAUGGAUUUCACAUGACUGGGAAUACAGAUAUGCAUCUGUUGGUCACAGAUACCUUAAAAAAAAAGGUUGGGGCUUGGAUCAGAAAACCAGUCAGGUAUCUAGUGUGACCACCAUUUGCCUCAUGCAGUGCGACACAUCUCCUUCGCAUAGAGUUAAUCAGGCUGUUGAUUGUGGCCUGUGGAAUGUUGUCCUCUCCUUUUCAAUGGCUGUGCGAAGUUGCUCGAUAUCGGCGGGAACUGGAACACGCUGUCAUACACGUUGAUCCAGAGCAUGCCAAAAAUGCUCAAUGGGUGACAUGUCUGGUGAGUAUGCAGGGACAUUUUCAGCUUCCAGGAAUUGUGUACAGAUCCUUGCGACAUGGGGCCGUGCAUUAUCAUGCUGAAACAUGAGGUGAUGGCGGCGGAUGAAUGGCACGACAAUGGGCCUCAGGAUCUCGUCAUGGUAUCUCUGUGCAUUAAAAUUGCCGUCGAUAAAAUGCAAUUGUGUUUGUUGUCCGUAGCGUAUGCUUGCCCGUACCAUAACCCUACCGCCACCAUGGGGAACUCUGUUCACAACGUUGACAUCAGCAAACCGCUCGCCCACGUAACGCCAUAUGGCUGUCUGCCAUCUGCCCGGUACAGCUGAACCUGGGAUUCAUCCGUGAAGAGCACACUUCUCCAGUGUGCCAGUGGCCAUCGAAGGUGAGCAUUUGCCCACUGAAGUUGGAUACGACACCGAACUGCAGUCAGGUCAAGACCCUGGUGAGGACAAUGAGCACACAGAUGAGCUUCCCUGAGACGGUUUCUGACAGUUUGUGCAGAAAUUCUUCAGUUGUGCAAACCCACAGUUUCAUCAGCUGUCCUGGUGGCUGGUCUCAGACAAUCCCACAGGUGAAGAAGCCAGAUGUGGAAGUCCUGGGCUGGCAUGGUUGCAUGUGGUCUGCGGUUGUGAGGCCGGCUGGACGUACUGCCAAAUUCUCUAAAACGACGUUAGUGUCGGCUUAUGGUAGAGAAAUUAACAUUCAAUUCUCUGGCAACAGCUCUGGUGGGCAUUCCUGCAGUCAGCAUGCCAAAUUCACGCUCCCUCAAAACUUGAGACAUCUGUGGCAUUGUGUUGUGUGACAAAACUGCACAUUUAUGAUCAUGCUGUUUAAUCAACUUCUUGAUAUGCCACACCUGUCAGGUGGAUGGAUUAUCUUGGCAAAGGAGAAAUGCUCACUAACAGGGAUGUAAACAAAUUUGUGCACAAAAUUUGAGAGAAAUACGAUUUUCUGGGAUCUUUUAUUUCAGCUCAUGAAACAUUGGACCAACACUUUACAUGUUACGUUUAUAUUUUUGUUCUGUAUAUUUUGGUUAGUAAGUGAAGUGGAAAUCACAUCAUGGGUCCUUGAUCUGGACUAUACAGAAAUGCAAUUAUGAAUGUAAUUCUAUUAAUGGUGAUACAUCCUGAAUAAGUAGAAAAAUGUAAUAUCCUCCUUUGCAUGUUUGGGUAUUAUUCUACACACUGGCUAUUAUUCUACACACUGGCUAUUAUUGGUACAGACCCGACCAAAUCUGUACCAAUCAUAGACGUCUAUGUUUCACAAGUUUGGACAUCGUACAGCACAGUAGAUUACAGUACAGUAAAGAAAAGUAGAGUAAAGUAUAGUUUAGUAAAGUAGAGCACAGUACAGUACAGUAAAGCAUAGUACAGUACAGUAAAUAAAAGUACAGUACAAUAGAGUCCAGUCCAUUUUAAUGUACUCUACUGUACUGUACUGUGCUGUACUGUACUGUACUGCAACUGCAACUGCGACUGUGGCAACUACUACUAUGAUUUUCCAUUGUGGCCAAUUCAAUUGCAGUCAUUAUGUUACAGAUUUUCCAGUCACUCUGUUACAAAUUUGGUAACAGUGAUGCGUUUUAAUCACUUAAUAAUUCAUAAAUACUAUAACUAAUUGUUAGGUCUACCUUUACUUGUUACUUCUGUGAACUUUCAUAUCCCCCUCCUCAUGAGGGAGAGAAAUUAGAAAAUAUCUUAAAGAUAUGUGGGUUUUUGAUAACAGAAUGACAAGCCACUUGCCAAUAUUUCUAAACUUACAGUCAAAUCGUUUCUGUAAAAGUAAAUAUAAGUGUUGAUAUUAGUUGGCAGGGGUCUUUACUUCAACAUUAUUGUGUUUUAAUGUAUUUCUGAUACCUUUUAAGACUUUUUCUGGUAGAUGUUUUCUAAGACCCCUUUUCCAUCUGUUUAUCCAGAAAUUAAAGCCUUUACUUAUGCCACAUUGUAUGGAUGGAAAAUGAUUGAAAAACCAAUCUAUGCCUUCAUGUCCCAAAAAUAUAGACUCUUAGCUUUCAUUUGACACCAAAUUUCAUAUGCUAACAUCAAAGCGGUGAACCGAUCCUGCAGGUUCAUGCUCUACAACAUUCGCAGAGUACGACCCUACCUUACACAGAGAGCGGCACAGGUCCUAAUCCAGGCACUUGUCAUCUCCCGUCUGGAUUACUGCAACUCGCUGUUGGCUGGGCUCCCUGCCUGUGCCAUUAAACCCCUACAACUUAUCCAGAACGCUGCAGCCCGUCUGGUGUUCAACCUUCCCAAGUUCUCUCAUGUCACCCCGCUCCUCCGCACACUCCACUGGCUUCCAGUUGAAGCUCGCAUCUACUACAAAACCAUGGUGCUUGCCUACGGAGCUGUGAGGGGAACGGCACCUCCUUACCUUCAGGCUCUGAUCAGACCCUACACCCAAACGAGGGCACAACGUUCAUCCACCUCUGGCCUGCUAGCCCCCCUACCUCUAAAGAAGCACAGUUCCCGCUCAGCCUAGUCAAAACUAUUCGCUGCUCUGGCACCCCAAUUGGUGGAACAAGCUCCCCCACGACGCCAGGACAGCGGAGUCACUGACCACCUUCCGGAGACACUUGAAACCCUACCUCUUUAAGGAAUACCUGGAAUAGUAUAAAAGUAAUCCUUCUCCCCCACACCCCCCAUUAAAAAUAAAUAAAUAGGGUGGUUGUCCCACUGGCUAUCAUAAGUUGAAUGCACCAAUUUGUAAGUCGCUCUGGAUAAGAGCGUCUGCUAAAUUGAACGCAACAGCAGUUAUCAGUGUUCACGUCUGAUCUGCCAGCCACUAAAUGUCAAAUCAGGCUAAAGUCGUGCUUCAAAUGGCCCCGCCCGUUUUUUGGGCGAUUUCAGUCAGGUUGAAAAUCGCCCAGAAGUCUCUCAUAGCCUGUCAUGUAAAAUCUAUUUUUUUCACAUUUCAAAGCUUUCAAUACAUUCUCUAUGGGUGUCUGUGGGCUUGCACUUACGCGCUUUCGUCAUACGUGACGUAACGUUGAACGUAACUAAGACAAUGGCGGCUAGCAGCGUCUCUGUUGUGACCUGCAGUGUGGCGUUAUUUUAUGUUUUUAAUUUGUAGACUUAGUUUACAAACAUUCUGCAAACAUUCUGCUUUGGACUGAUCUUCGGUUUUGGACUGAUCUUGUUGAUCGUGUACAUACCCGCUACGAACGGACUAAAUAAUGAAAACGCUGCUGGCAGCGGAAUCCCAAUACAGCUGGGAGACUUGGCUGGAUGACAGAGUCCCGGACAGAGAGGUGGAGCCGGCCGGCUUCACCCUGGUCAGAGCGGACCGCGAUCCUGGUAAGAGAGCGACUCUGUACCCCGACAUUGAACUGCUUUCUGUGUCAUUGAACCUUACUAUUGUUGAUAAAACAAGUUUACUGGAGAACGGAGACCAAGUAGAGACUUUUGGACAAGGUGGAUAAUUGUAUAAUAUAACGCAGUUUAUUCAGAGGUAAAGAUAUCUGGAAUCGCGUGCACGGACCCGUUCGUCAAACUCGUAGGGAGUUUAUCAGAAGAGCCCCUAAACAUUGUGUGCUGACAUUUUAUACAAUAAAAUGAAGUAGGUUGAAUCUAGUAGUUCUGAUCUUCUGAUUGGUCCUGAUGAGUUGGGCGAGGUCACCUCCAGGCUAGUGUCACUGUUGCAUUGGCUCUGAGUCGGGUUCUCUGUCUUCAGAUGUUCAGCCUAAGAGAAGAGGAUUUGUGUGUGUGUGUGUGUGUGUGUUUGUUAUCAGUGUGUGUGUGUGUGUGUGUGUGUGUGUGUUUGUUAUCAGUGAUGAUGUGUGUGUGUGUGUGUGUGUGUUUAUCAGUGAUGAUGAUGUGUGUGUGUGUGUGUGUGUGUGUGUGUGUGUGUGGGUGUGUGUGUGUGUGUCCUCAGGGCAAGAACUCGUGAGUUGGAAGAACUGAGAGACCUAUGGCGUGGGUGUUAUCCUUAGCCACCUGCUGACAAGGCUGACAAGAUAGGACUCUUGUUCAUUGUAUUGAAUACAAAGGCCCAACACAAAAUGGGUCAUGCACAAGAUUUUAGUCAGACCAAGCUAUAACAUUAUAUAUUUACUACGACAGUACAUUCAACCAAAAGCUAAUAUAACAAAGGCAUCAGAGAUUAUUUAUAAUCUGUCACAGAAACUGGAAUCCAUCUCCCCAGAUCAGUCAAUAAAUGCUUCUGGUAUUGACUUAUAUGCUGCCCCUGUCUUCAUGUUGUUGCUGGACAUAUCUUUUUUAAAAUGUGUGUAGGUCACCUAAAUCAUUGUAAAUGUAAUGUAAUAAACUUCAAAUGUUGGUGCUCAUUGGUCCUUUUACAUGGAGAUGACCAGAAUACUGCAACUGCAAUACUAUUUACAUACUUUGAAUGUAUGUCUACAAGGCCCUUUCCUUAUGAUACCAUUGGUUUUGUCUUGCAACAUCAAAGUUCAAACAGACAGAGCCACCACCAGUUGGCACACCCAUUCAUAAGCAAAUGUAUCAAUACACUCAUCCUAUUUGAGGAAGUGUCAUACUUCUUUGUGGUUUCCUUGAUAGUUAGAAGUAUAUUCUCACUUGUGCAUCUGUGACUUCCUGCCUGCAUACAUAUAAUUCUGUUUACAGGAAGGAGGGGGCCACGAGUUGUACUGCUUUCCCUGGGUUCAGACUGAACAGCAGUUAGAAGAAUCCCCUACCCAACCCAUUCCAGCUGAGAGCCCCUUUUUUUUCCCCCUGACACGACCCCGUCCCCCACAGCCCCCCGUCAUGCCCGUCCUCCCUGAAGAAGAAGAGGAUUCCCCUGAGGAGCUCGACAGUUCCUCCAGCUCACCCAGCACAGUGAGUACCUAUCCAUUACACUAAACCUUCACUCUAAAGCUGUGGUAUGUUUCACUCAGAGCUAUACAUGGCACUAGCUCAUCAAUACUGAACCUAGAACCUAAGGUUCAGUAUUGACAAGCUAUACUGAUUUGCAAUGAAUAUGUUAGCAACAAUAGCAUAUGAACAAUAUGAGCAUUAGGCUUAGAUCAUAUCUAUGCUCAUAGUGUUGCUCACAUAUUCAUUGCUAAUACAUGUUAAUGUGUUAUGGAUGUGUGUAUCUUUAGUAACAAUGAAUAGAAAUCCCUUCACCGUCCCUCACCAGACUUUACUUACUUCAUGAUGUGAAUUUGGGAUUCCUGUGCUUUAUGGUCUGCUUUCCAAAAAUGGUGGCUUCCCCACUUCUAUUUUUGAAUCAGGAACAAAGCUUCACUCAGCAGUGAAAAUAUGUAAUUAAUCCCAGCAAAAUCAUGAGCAGGAUGUUCUUUCCUCUUCUGUCCAGCUCACUAACUUUUUUUCUUCAGUCCCUCUUAUUACCCAGUUUUUUUGUGUUGAUGCGGUAAUUUGCACUGCACUGGUGGUCAAGAGAGGUUAGCACAGUGUGUCCAGAACACUCCAGAUCUUGGCUCUACUCUAAAGACUGAACUGUCUCUCGUUGUUUUGUUCUGUCAUCUGUUCAGAUCCUGUGGCUCCCCACCCUAAUAUUUAUUGAGUUGAGUAGACAAUACAGAUCUGUGGAUAGCUUGGAUGUUUUAUGAGUCUCUGAAUGUGGCCUUGCCCGCAGUCCUGUAUGUCUCCCAGAAAACAUGCUAUUGAAACUCUCUUAGUCUUUGAGACAAAAAGUAGAGGCUUUCUGAAAGCUGUCUGUUUACAGUCAGGAGCUAUAUACGGCUGUUUGAUUUACACUGUAGAGACACAACAGAUUUGUGUUGAGCGGAUGGCUGCCUCACCAAAACCUCUGAGUUACUCCUCCUAGGAGUAUACUGUCAUCCGUCCCAGUCAGUCAUUAACACAGCCUAGAUAAGACUUCUCUGAGGAAUGCAAUGAGCCUCUGUAAUCUAACCUGGGGGUAUGGCAACCGUAUAAAAUUAUCCUCCUUUAUUAAACAAUAGCCCUGGCCUUUCAGCAGUUUUAGACUGUUAUAGGGAUAUAAUUUAUUAGCAUUCUCUUCCAGGACAAAGGUCUCAGUGAAGCUCUCAGUGAAGUAUCAUUUAAUGUCUCACUGUUUAUUUGCAUACUUUUAUCUGAGGAUAGAACUAGGAUACUAGGAUAUAAAUCUAAAAUGAAAGAGGUAUAUAAGCCUGACCUUUAAUGUUGGAAAUAUACUUAAUAUGGUUGACUUAGUUACAGAUCACAUGGUUCAAGUGAGUGUUCAUUCUGUCCUUCCACUCUCCUGGGAUGCUGAGGUCCGGUGAGUUCAGGAUGUGUUUAAUCCAGAGGGACGUUGUCUAGAGUUUCUGAUGUUCAGGGGUUCAGGUUGUUGACAUUGUGCUGCUGAGCUAGAAAUGCUGCUGCUGGAAACCAGGGACCACCUGCUAGUCAACAGAGCUAAGUGUCUCACUGAAAUACCCACCGAUAACAGAGGACCACAAGUUUAUUUUAUUUUCCCCUUAAAAGUGCUUUGAAAUGGUUAUGCCUUGAAGUUGAAGUGUCCUUUUCCCCCUGCGGAUUCCACCACGUUCCCCAUACAGUCCCAGUCAUGGUCAACAUCAGGGAGGGCCUAGAGAGACUUUAAGGUGUCUGUUUGGCUCUGUCUUCACAUUAAUAUCAACAUUAAUAGCUUAAGAAAACAGCAAAUCUUCAGUUUGGGGAACCAAGUCACCAAACAUCUCUGUGAAAGUGUAUACACAAGAUGUUAUAGAUGUGUACAUAAGCAGGAAGGUUAAAGGGUAGAGAAUGAGAAAGUUUUGCUGCCUUUGCAGUGACACAAGCCAUUUGGUGACAUGUUUACUCAAAUAUCUCUGUAAUCUUUGUUUUGCAUGCUUUUAUGUUUCGAAUGACUUAAAUGAAAUUGUCCCCCAAUUUACGUAAUUGCAAUAACAAUAUCCAUAUCUAUGAAUUUGCCUUCUAUUUGAGAGACAAUAUCUGAUUUUUCAGGUGUCAGGAUCCCAUUUCUGUUAUCCAGGUCCCUCAAAAGUCCACUCAAAACCUUUUUCAUGCGGACUAGUUCUGGUCUUGCUGCACAACAAAAGUUACACCUCUCCUAACUUAUUUGAAACCUUUUGUUUCUCACAUAUCUUUCUCUCUAGUAUACACCAGUUGAAAGUAGAGCAGUUACCAUGGCCAUGCCUGCUCCCACCAUUGUCUUCCCAAAGCAAGCGUCCGUAACCGUGUUCCAAGCAGACGGUCGCCCUCUGGAACAGACCAGGUACAUGUGUUAUUUCAUCCUCAGAACAGGACUGUUCAUGUCAAAAAAGCUUGAGAGCAAUCCACCUCUUGAAAAAUGAGCCACUUUAUCCAAACCAGCAUCAAGAUAUUUCUAGAAAAUAAAAUCGAUCCUCCUUCAAGUGUUUAGAGUAGCUAAAUGUAAAUAAAGACUGCGUUGUAAGAAAAUGGCGUCUGUUAAUUUUAAACGUUUCUCUUUCCCAGACCACACAGUCCCAGACCUUGCUUGUCCCGAAACUCCCUGGGAGGACCCAUCACUACAGUCGGUGGGUACAGUCAAGUACUUAAAGGCUAAAUAUAGCCUCAUGUUAACAACACUUACAUAAGUCCAUUGUUCAAAAUGUGUGUUCCAUUGUGAUUUUUUUCAGCAUAAUAUUGUAUGGCUAAUUUAAUUCCAUCUAUUGAAAUGUCUAAGUUUGGUCAUCAGUGUCUGACAGCAUAGAGAACAGGGGCCCUUUGUCCUUAGAAAAAGCAGAGCCAAAGCUCUCAGUGCCUGGAUGCCUCUGCUUUGAUUACUAUUGAUGUUGGCUUGUUGCUCUGUGCUGAGCUCAGAGAGAAGACUAUUGGUUGUUGCCAUUUGUCUCUUAUUGUCUCUGUUUGUGUUUUAAUUACGACUUGUGCGUGUGUACAUGUGUAUCCUUCUCAGACAGCACAGGCAAUGUGAUAGACCUGGUGAAAGACCGUCUGCCUGAGCUGCAGCUCUCUGAGGAGGACCGUCAGAAGAACCUGGAGCUACUGCAGGAGGCCAAGAAAGUCAGUGACCGCUUCCUGAGCCGCAGGGGCCGAAAGUCCACCUGCAGCCUCUCUGAAUCCCCCACAGGUGAGAGACAGUCACUGGUUUACAGACUGGUAUACAAGUGAAACAGGGAAAUAUACAAGUACUUUACGGUAAGUCUUACUUAAGACAGAGACAGACAGAUGAUACAAAAUAUGACACAUUAAUAAGCUCUUCAGCUUAAAACCACUAUUUACACAGUAGAGAUUUAAUCAGCUGGUGAAAUGUAAAUUUGGUUUAACAAUAUUUUUAUUAUUUUAACACUGGUUAUGAAAUACAAUGAGCAGCCAACAAACCCACAAGUCUGCUAGCUGAAUUGCGUGAGUGAGUCAUUGUAAUUGCUGUAUUUUUCUAUCUUGGCUUCCGGAGUUAUCUGAACAUCACGUACGUGCCCUCAUGCCUUCGUCUUGCAGCAUUCUGAAUGCAUGCCAGAUAAUUCCAGUCUUCCCUCACGUAACAGACUACAGUAGCAGAUAUCAAAUGAAGUCCCAAUAACUAUAGUUUUUAUAUUGCGUUGUUAUCUGGAAAGCGAUGCUGAAGCAGUAUACUGUACUUUCAUUGUCCAAGCAUAAAACAAAUGUGUGUGUUUUGUCCACAGGUCUCUCUCCCAACCACACACCAUCUUCCUCACCUGUACCGUCCAGAAGCACCUCUCUUAUCACAGCCCCUCAAAUAGGUACGUUCAUCUUUCUGUCUGUGAGAUAAUAUUGACUCUCUUCACUGGAGAGCAUGAAAAGCCCUGCAUAAAAAAUAUAUACAAAUAUUAUAAAACCUUUUUCUUUCAGCUGUAGCCACAGAGGUGAACUAUGCCCCCUCGUCGCCUGUCAGCCUGGUAAGACCACUAUGCAUUAUAUUUUUCUGAUGCACUCCAUAAUAGUGUUUUAACAGUAUGUUGAUGUGUGUUGUUUUGUGUUCCUCUCUGGCAGCGAUUGGAGGUUCUGUCUGAGAGGGAGCAGGCUGAUACUAGUACACUGGAGCAUGAGGUCAGCAUAGCACUCUCACCACCACUCUCAUUCUCAAGUGGCACCCUGGAACAGUUAGUCAGACAUGGAAAUGCAUUACAUAGUUAGUAAAACCCUCAUGAGUUUACACUCCAGAAUAGCUAUGCUCAUAGCUAUGUUGGAUACAAUAAUUCAUUUACGGUAGAACAUUGUAAAUGUUGACAUUCUUGCGCCCCCUCUCCAAUAAAAUCUGAUUAGUUUCUCCUGAAUUGACAGUGUUUAAAGAAUAGUGAUAUUAUGUUACUGCUGUUCUUAGAGCACCAGGAGGCUGGUGGACUGGAAGCCCAAUGAGAAGCGUAAGGUGUCCUCAGGCACCCUGGCUCCCCGCUACUCUGGUCCCCCACCCCCCAGGGAGCCCAGUGGGGGCCAGAAGGAGAACUGUGACCCCCGGGUAACAGCUAAGAAUUGCUUAGCACCAGUACUAGUCAAUAAGCCAGAGGAGGGUCUGGUCCGAGCCCCUAACCAGGCCCCUGCUACUGGGGUGGCCAAGCCUGUCCCUCGGCCCCCCACUCAGCAGGCCCCCUGCACGGCAGAGAUCAAGACCAUCGGGGCCUUUCCUCCCCUCAUGAGAGCUGUCUCCUGGGACACUGUUGGAACCCUCAACUCCAGGAAUGGGGCUCCAAGUCUCCCCCCUACAAACGAGGAAACCAUCUCCUUUCAAGACAAGACCCAGGAUGCCUUGCUCAAGUCCUCUGGGUACAAGGACUUCCCUGUACAGCCUGUCAACGUGCAGAAACUGUCUAAAAUAAGAGAGGUACGAUGGGAGCCUUUUAACUACUGGGGCUCAACCCUUGAGUUUCACCUGAUAGCAUUAAUGUGACAUUUACUGCAUGUUUUGGGGAUUUAAGAGCCUUUUGUUUUGUUCUUGUAAUGUUUUGUUCUUGUAAACGUGUUUUUAUGACCUAUUACGACAUGAAAGCUUCUGCAAGUUCUUAAACAUCCUAAUUUGCACUGUUCUUCUGUAUACAGGAGCACAAGCUGAUGCGGAACCAAAGCAUUGUGGGGUCAAAGUUGGCAGACUUGAGUGAAACAGCUGAACAGGAAAGAGGUACUGUGUUAUCCCUGUGUCUGACCUGGAGAGGAGACAGUGCUGUGUGUAGUGCUGUGUAACAGUAGAGAGGAUAGUAGACUUUUAUCUAGUAAGGGGGAAAGGAGUCAAGGAUCCCAGCUACGUCACAGGAUGCUAGUCCUUACUGACCCCAAAAGAUUUUCCUUAGAACUGAGGGUAUGUUCUGUUCUAAAUUUGGCACAGAGCUUUACUUUAUUGGCAACCUGAACUGUUAUUUGAAGUUUGCACCAGCAGAUGGUGUUAGUGUUAACUAAAACAUGAGAGCACCCAGUCAGCUAAAAUUGGUUUGCAAAAACUUUGAAAGGACAUCAUUGAAAUAGUUUGUGAUCCAAGAAAAUUGCAGUACAAUGUUGUUCAGAAGUACGUCGAUUAUCAAAUGAUAAUGUGGUCCUCUGUAGCUCAGCUGGUAGAGCACGGCGCUUGUAACGCCAGGGUAGUGGGUUCGAUCCCCGGGACCACCCAUAUACAAAAAUUUAUUUACGCAUGACUGUAAGUCGCUUUGGAUAAAAGCGUCUGCUAAAUGGCAUAUUAUUAUUAUUAUUAUUAUUAUAAUCUGAUCAUUUAUUAGUUUGAUCAUAAAUUAGGUUUUCCCUGAUAGAGACCAGAUAGCCAUGUUGUAACUAACUAAUGGUCUUCUGUGUGUGUGCGUGUGUGGCCAGGUCCCUCUCUUUUGCCCCCUGCAGGGUCUCCUACUGAUGAGGAGGCUAAAGAGAAGUCAGACGCCAUGCCCAACAUCUCAGACAUCAUGCUGAGGAAACUCAAACUGCACAGAGGGCUACCAGGCUGGUGGGUAUCACAAUAUUUAGACUGACAGGGAAUGACCUUUGACAAAGACACUUUUCCAGAAUAUAUCUCUUAUAUAUCUGUGAGCAUAUAUUUUUGUAUUUUCUACUUACAUACUGAACCUAUAUUUCCUCUCUGAUUCUAUUGCAGUGCACCUCCACUCACAGAAAAAGAAGUUGAGGUUAGUAUUUACUCUGGAUAGUGUAUUAUGCAGAGUAACACAGUUUUAUAGUGCAUGUUCUCCCCAUGUCUGUCUGUGUCUAGCCUCAUGAAUGUAAUGUACAGGAAGCCCCUAGUCUCUACCCAUGAUUGAGACUAAUGGGAGCCUUAAUGAUUUCCUGUCUCUAAGGAGAAAAUGCAAACAUGGCUGUGUUUGAGUGCAGAGAACUGGGCCUAGGCUAUAGCCCCGCCUGCCCAGCCGCCUGUCGCUCCCAGGGGGAUACAUGUUGUGCACUAGGACAGUCGAGGUCACCGAUUUCCUCUCAACACUUGCCUCAGUAUCUGAGACGAUGUUUGGAAUGCUGCAGCAGAGACCCUUUGAUCAUGACAUCAUGGCACCAGGAGUUCAUCUGUCAGCAUCGCUGCACGUUAUAGGCUCAUCUCAGGCCUGGUAGCAAGCAGCACUGUCAACACACUGGCUAGUUGGUACUCUAUAUGGUAGCUGGGUAGCCCACUGGGGUAGUUGUGCUUUAUAUUGCCACAUACAUUGCUAUCAUAACAGUUGUUAUGUUAACAUGUUAUCAAGGAUGUUCAGUGUUACAUGUGUUUAUUCAGUCCCAUACUGUAUUAAUGUUUUCUUGGGCAGCACAUUCAUUGACCUGACCCCUCUAGUUUUCAGACACCUUGACUUUUUCCACAUUUAGCUAUGUUACAGCCUUAUUCUAAAAUGAAUUAAAUUGUUUAUUUUUCUCAUCAAUCUACACACAAUACCCCAUAAUGACAAAGCAAAAACAGUUUUUUUGAAAUUUUUGCAAAGUUAUUAAAAAAAAACGGAAAUAUCACUUUUACAUAAGUAUUCAGACCCUUUACUCAGUACUUUGUUAAAACACAUUUGGCAGUGAUUACAGCCUCAAGUCUUCUUGGGUAUGACGCUACAAGCUUGUCACACAUGUAUUUGGGCAGUUUCUCCCAUUCUUCUCUGCAGAUCCUCUCAAGCUCUGUCAGGUUGGAUGGGGAGCGUCGCUACACAGCUAUUUUCAUGUCUCUCCAGAGAUGUUCGAUUGGGUUCAAGUCCGGGCUCUGGCUCGGCCACUCAAGGACAUUCAGAGACUUGUCCCAAAGUCACUCCUGCGUUGUCUUGGCUGUGUGCAUAGGGUCGUUGUCCUUUUGUAAGGUGAACCUUUGCCCCAAUCAGAGGUUCUGAGCACUCUGGAGCAGGUUUUCACAAGGAUCUCUCUGUACUUUGCUCUGUUCAUCUUUCCCUCGAUCCUGACUAGUCUCCCAGCCUUUUGGCCAGCUCUAGGAAGAGUCUUGGUGGUUCCAAACUUCUUCCAUUUAAGAAUGAUGGAGGCCACUGUGUUCUUGGGGACCUUCAAUGCUGCAGACAAUUUUUAGUACCCGUCCCCAGAUCUGUGUCUCGACACAAUCCUGUCUCGGAGCUCUACGGACAAUUCCUUCGACCUCAUGGCUUGGUUUUUACUCUGACAUGCACUGUCAACUGUGGGACCUUAUAUAGACAGGUGUGUGCCUUUCCAAAUCAUGUCCAAUCAAUUGAAUUUACCACAGGUAGACUCCAAUCAACUUGUAGAAACAUCUCAAGGAUGAUCAAUGGAAACAGGAUGCACCUGAGCUCAAUUCCGAGUCUCAUAGCAAAGGGUCUGAAUAUUUAUAUGUAAAUAAGGUAUUUAAGUUUUUUUAUUUUUUAUACAUUUAAUAAACUUGUUUUUGCUUUGUCGUUAUGGGGUAUUGUGUGUAGAUUGAUUAGCUUUUUUAUUUGUUUAAUCCAUUUUAGAAUAAGGCUGUAACGUAACAAAAUGUGGAAAAAGGGAAGGGGUCUGAAUACUUUACGAAUGCACUACACUUUGUGUGGCGGUCCAGUGAGUUGGUGUGUCUCAGUCCUUAAUAAUGGUAUCUAAUGUGUCCCUGGUGACUGUUUAAUGAACAUUAAACACAGUCAUAUCCUUCCCACAGAACGCGUUUGUUCAACUGUCGCUUGCAUUCCGGAACGACAACUACACUCUGGAGACGCGGCUCAAACAGGCGGAGCGGGAGCGGACCCUGACCGAGGAAAACACAGAGAAGGAACUGGAAGAAUUCAAAGGCUCUCUGAAGGUCAGCCUUUAGUAGGCCAUGAUAACACAGGAGAUUAAAUGAGUUGUGAUCCACUUUCACUUAUCAAGGCCCUGUGUUUUGUUGUUGUUGUCUCCUCAGUGCACGGCACCACAAUGGAGCAACAUGGAUCAGCGGGAAUCCUACCAGAGCCUCAUAGAGACAGUAGCAGUACUGCACCGUCUGGCCACCAGGCUCUCCAGCAGGGCUGAGAUGGUUGGAGCAGUGAGACAGGUACUGGAACGCAGGCAUAGGAUAGGAUAGGAUGGGCCAUUCACGAGGUACCCUAAUGAUUUGCCUAUAGAGAGAGGAAACCCCUGAAUGAGAGAAGAAAACAAUGAGUGAAAGUGAAAACUUUUCCAUGCUCCACUGUCAUGAGAAAAACACUGCCUUCUUUGGGAUGUUCAGGGGGCAUUGGAAUGUUUGUGAAGGAUUUAGCCCGAUGUUAUGCUUUCCCUCAGGUUAUCGUUCACGCCAAAGCCAACUCCAAUAAAUGAUUAGGGAAGGACUCAGGACUAUGUCCGUUGUUAGACGUCACACAAGUCCCUUGUGAUUUAUAGCCUAACAACACAUUGCUGCUGUACGAGACCUGACCCCAGACCUGACAUGAUGAUGGCUUUCCAAAGUGUUGGAGUCCCUCUCAAAAUUCUAUUCUCUCUCUCUCUCUCUGCUGUGACUGUAUGGUUAACUAUCCUGCCCAUAGACAGUAAUGACCCUGUUGUCGCUGUGUUAUCUAGAACCUAAAAGGAUUCUUCGUCUGUCCCCAUAGGAGAACCCUUUAAAGAACAAUUUUUGGUUCCAGGUAGAACCCUUUUGGGUUCCAAGUAAAACCCUUUCCACAGAGGGUUCUACGUGGAACCCAAAAGGGUUCUCCUAUGGGGACAGCCAAAGAACCCUUUUGAAACCCUGUGUGUGACAGGAGAAACGCAUGAACAAGGCCACAGAGGUGAUGAUGCAGUACGUGGAGAAUCUGAAGAGGACCUAUGAGAAGGACCAUGCUGAGCUGAUGGAGUUCAAGAAGCUGGCCAACCAGAACUCCAGUCGCUGCUAUGGAGGAUCCAUAGACACUGGAGGUACACCUGCACAAACCCUUUAUCUCCAGUGCAUGAUAGGCGAGUUGUUGCAAAAUGUUGAUUGACUUAAACUGCAUUCUCCUGUGUGCUUUGGUUAGAUGAUGGAGUUCCACGGCCAUCCAGAUCCAUGUCGCUGACCCUGGGAAAGGUUGGUGCUGGAAUGUUGAACAGAGUGUUUCCAGUGGGUUUAUUGUUGAGAGAAUGCACUGGAUUUGACUGGUUAUAGCAGGGUGACAGUUCUCAAUGUGAUAGACCAUACAGUAAGGAUAAUGCCCCCAACUGAAACUCUCCCUCUCUUUUCUUCUACCCUCUUUCUCUCACCCUCUCUCUCUCCCUUCCAAUUGUUCCUUAUUAGGCUUUGCCUAGACGGAGGGUCAGUGUUGCGGUGGUCCCCAAAUUUAACCUCCUGAACAUCCCUGGUCAGACCCCGGUCAUGGCAGGUCCUGGCCCCAGCGUUGCCAUGGGACCCAGCCACCAACCCACCAUGGGCCAAGCACUUCCUGUCCUGGUAUGUUUUCUACCCAAUCAUAGCCUUCUCAGCCUGUCAACCUGACCACAUGAUUAAGUGGUAAUAUCCCGUCUAUUUAAAUGUAUCAGUCUGCUCUGUCUACAUGCAUGUUGUUUGUUCUUGUUAAUUACAGUGUGAAGCCAACAGUAUGAAAAGCAUCUUUCCCACUCAGCCUACACAGCCAGCUAUAGCUGAGAGGUAUGUUCCUCCAUCCUCUAUCAUAAUGUGCACCCAAUGCAUACCCACGGAUAUACUGUACAUACUGUACUCAGCACAAUCUAUCUGCUUGCAUGUACAGUGGCUUGCAAAAGUAUUCACCCCACUUAGAAUUUUUCCUAUUUUGUUGCAUUACAACCUGGAAUUAAAAUUGAUUUUUUGGGGGGUUUGUAUCAUUUGAUUUACACAACAUGCCUACCACUUUGAAGAUACAAAAUAUUUUUUAUUGUGAAACAAACAAGAAAUAAGACAAAAAAACUGAACUUGAGCAUGCAUUACUAUUCACAUACUAUUUGUUGAGUCAGGGUGUGUAUUUUCUCUGUUGUGUUUGGCUAUGUUGAUUGUCUAUGUUAGAUUCUAGUAUGUCUAGAUCUAUGUUGGCCUGUGUGGUUCCCAAUCAGAGGCAGCUGUCGCUCGUUGUCUCUGAUUGGGGACCAUACUUUAGGCAGCCUUUUGGCACCUGUUAGUUGUGGGAUCUUGUUCCGUGUAAGGUAUGUUGUGUGUAUGCUACCUUGGACUUCACGUUUCGUUUGUUGUUUUGUCGUGGUGUUUAUUCGUUAAAUAAACAUGUAUGCUUAUCACGCUGCGCCUUGGUCCUUCUCGUUCGUAAACGAUCAUGACAAAUCUUUAAGUCAUACCACAGAUUCUCAAUUGGAUUGAGGUCUGGGCUUUGACUAGGCCAUUCCAAGACAUUUAAAUGUUUCCCCUUAAACCACUCGAGUGUUGCUUUAGCAGUAUGCUUAGGGUCAUUGUCCUGCUGGAAGGUGAACCUCCGUCCCAGUCUCAAAUCUCUGGAAGACUGAAACAGGUUUCCCUCAAGAAUUUAGCGCCAUCCAUCAUUCCUUCAAUUCUGACCAGUUUCCCAGUCCCUAACGAUGUAAAACAUCCCCACAGCAUGAUGCUGCCACCACCAUGCUUCACUAUGAGGAUGGUGUUCUCGGGGUGAUGAGAGGUGUUGGGUUUGCGCCAGACAUAGCGUUUUCCUUGAUGGCCAAAAAGCUCAAUUUUAGUCUCAUCUGACCAGAGUACCUUCUUCCAUAUGUUUGGGGAGUCUCUCAUAUGCCUUUUGGCGAACACCAAACAUGUUUACUUGUUUUUUUCUUUAAGCAAUGGCUUUUUUCUGGCCACUCUUCCAUAAAGACCAGCAAACCUGGUGGACAGAUACUCCAAUCUCCGCUGUGGAGAUUUGCAGCUCCUUCAGGGUUAUCUUUGACCUCUUUGUUGCCUCUCUGAUUAAUCCCCUUUUAUAACCCAACCCUGAUCUGUACAUCUCCACAACUUUGUUCCUGACCUGUUUGGAGAGCUCCUUGGUCUUCAUGGUGCCACUUGCUUGUUGGUGCCCCUUGCUUAGUGGUGUUGCAGACUCUGGGCCUUUCAGAACAGGUGUAUUUAUACUGAGAUCGUGUGACAGAUACUGACACUUAGAUUGCACACAGGUGGACUUUAUUUAACUAAUUAUGUGAAUUCUGAAGGUAAUUGGUUGCACCAGAUCUUAUUUAGGGGCUUCAUAGCAAAGGGGGUGAAUACAUAUGCACGCACCACUUUUCCGUUAUUUAUUUUUUAGAAUUUUUUGAAACAAGUUAUUUUUUUCAUUUCACUUCACCAAUUUGGGCUAUUUUGUGUAUGUCCAUUACAUGAAAUCCAAAUAAAAAAAAACUAUUUCAAUUACAGGUUGUAAUGCAACAAAAUAGGAAAAACGCCAAGGGGGAUAAAUAAUUUUGCAAGGCACUGUAUUGCCUGGUUCCUAAGGUCAGGUCACAGCUCCAUGAAACAAUGGGCAAUGAGGGGCCUUAAAUAUGUACACCGUUAUCAGAAGACAUCUUGUGCUGUAUCAGAAUCAUUGCCUUGUUUACUUGACCUCCAGGAAGUGUUCCCUGGGGAGUAGCUUGAUUAAUCCUGGCCAUCCGGAUAGCAGGGGCCAUAUACAGCAAAGCACUGCACUACCCUUAUGCAACUCCCAGAUUGUCUAUGCACCCAAAAUAACUGUGCAAGCAUUCCAUAAAAACCCAGCUGCAACUGAUUGAUGGGCUAUUCUGAGAUGUAAUCUAAACAUUUGGGUUGGGGAGCUUGACAAAAGCCAGCCAGGGGCUCUUUCCCUGGCCUAGUAAUAAGGUGAGUCUGAGAGAGAGAGAGAGCGAGAGAGAGAGAGAGAGAGAGAGAGAGAGAGAGAACAUUCAAGUGGAUGCUGUCUUAGUUCGCCCCAUGCCAAAAUCUCAGGAUCUCUCAGAGCGAGAGAGACAAUAACAAUCGUAUCAAGUGUCUGCUCAGUAAAAGCCAGGGACAUUUUAAGAGUCCCCAUGUACACAUUUUACCUUUGUACUUUUGGUUUUUACCCAAGCUUGCCUGGCAGUGAUGGUGCCAUCCACGCACACUGCCUUUCAACUGCGUUCCAGCCUGUCCAUUAAGACAAGGCCACAGUGUUAUGAUGGAAAGCCUAGUGACCAUGAUGCACUCCUCUCUCUCAGCAUAAUGUCUGUUGAUAAAAUGUUCUAUGUGUUCUUUCCGCUAUGAAACAAUGCAGUGGAAAGAGUGUGGCAGAGCAGGAAGCUGAGCCAUCAGCCCCAGCCAAGCCCCCCGUCAACCUAGAGGAGAUCAGAUCAGAGAUCAAGGCAAAGAUCGAGGAGGAGGCCUACAAUAAAGGGUGAGGCCCUUUUCUAUGUACCCGCUCACACUGACCACCCACACACAUACCCACAGUCACACACCCUGUGCACGCUGACAGAAGAGUGGCGCAACACUGGCUGUACUGUACUGACAUAAUAGUAUGAAGAAUCAACAAAAUAUACAGUACAUUCAGUACAUUCAGCAUUCAAAUAAAGUUAAGUAGUUUAUAUGUAAUGAGCCACUGCUGCCUUGUGAUACUUCCUAUACGUUCAGCUCAUGUGCUUUUAAUGAUAAAACAAAUGUAAUGUUCCAAAUACAGCUACCAAGAGGGACUGAAGAGAAGUAAAGAAGUCAAAGAGGUGGUGGAGGAGGAGGAGGAGGAGGAGGAGGAGGAGAACGCAGAGGAAUUGCCAGAAAAGAAGGAUGAAGAAAAAGGAAAAGAAGUCAGCAGAAAAGAAAAGUUCAGCAGGUGAUUUUCACUUCAUGUAGAUAAAUUGUAAAUACAUAAUUAUGUAUAAUGACUGGGUGUAUACCUUGAAUUGUUCUGAAUCCCCUCUCAAUGUCGCCUUUACAGUAAGGUUGAAGAGAUCCUAGUUGUCCUUGACCGGCUUUGCCCCAAGAUUUUCCGCCGUAACCGACUUCUCUGGAUUGUUUUGACGCUGUUCCUGGUCACGUUUCUGGUCGUCAAUGUUUUCACAUACUUUAGUGAUCGCUAUAACAACCAUGGGGACAUGUCGGCAGAAAAAGCCAUGGUCCAGGGCAAGAAGAAGAUAUUUGGACUGAAUGUAGGAGUACAGCCAAAGAAUCCCACUCCAGAAUAA